Messenger RNA from Aspergillus fumigatus Af293, 255 nucleotides. Its product is annotated as ubiquinol--cytochrome-c reductase subunit 8. NCBI's taxonomy places the organism in Eukaryota, Fungi, Ascomycota, Eurotiomycetes, Eurotiales, Aspergillaceae. The record is from RefSeq and is a predicted model, not a curated record. Gene Ontology annotation, biological process: mitochondrial electron transport, ubiquinol to cytochrome c.
AUGCUCCUUUUCUUGCUCUUAGGCUGCCCAACUCCCCAGCGCAUUGUGACCUACUCUCUGUCUUCCAACCGUCAGCGCCCUCUCGCUGGUGCUUUCCACGCUGCCAUCUUCAACACCUUCCGCAGAUUCAGAAGCCAGGUUCUCUACGUCGUUCCUCCUUUUGUGGUCGCCUACGCCGCCAUGAACUGGGCUAUUGAGAGAAACGAGUACCUUAACUCCAAGCCUGGCCGCCUGGCUGAGGGUGUUGAGGAAUAA